AUGCAGGGAGGAGCGCCGCGGCCGUGGUAUCAGUAUGUGGCGGCGCCGAUGGUGGAUCAGUCGGACUUGGCGUUCCGGCUCACGACCGUGCAGUUCGGAGCUACAGCCACGUGGACGCAAAUGUACCAUGCGCAGGACGUGCUGACGGAUGUGGACCUGUACGAACGCGCUCGACGCGCCCUGGAGCUGGGUCGCCAUGCGCCGGAGAAUCACGAUAUCGUGACGGGGAAGCGCGCACCACAGAUCGUGCAGCUAGCAGGCAACGACCCUGAUGACAUAGUGCGUGCCGCGCGCCAAUUCCUGCCCGUCGCAGAUGGCAUCGAUGUCAAUUUGGGCUGUCCUCAGACACGGGCCCAAGUGGGCCACUACGGCGGCUACUUACUCCGGCGGCGGGACUGGCCGCUGGUCGAGCAGAUCGUCCAAGCUCUCUCACAGGCGUGCCCUGUCCCCAUAUCGACCAAGAUCCGCCUGUGUGACGCGGCCACCGACACGUACGAGCUCGGACAGCGACUCGCCCACGCAGGGUCUUCGCUCAUUACUCUGCAUGCUCGGCAUGUCGCUCCGAAUCGACGGCGAGCCGGUGCGGCCAAGCUCGAGCACGUACGCGCGCUUGUCAAAGCUUUGCACGACCAGGGACUGCACGCAUCGCAGCCCAGCGGUCGGACGCGCGUCCUGAGCAACGGCCAUGUACGAACAUGGCACGACGUACCUGCGAAUCUGGCAUAUACCCAAGCCGACGGCAUCAUGGUCGGCGAGCCACUCCUUGUGCAUCCCAAUCUGUUCGCGCCACACCGUGGCCCAGCCAUGUCCACGUAUCUGGACAUGUGCGCACGAUACCCACACGACACGUCCCUGCCACGCAUCCAGCAGCACGUGCGGUACAUGCUUCGAGGCCAAACACCCAGCCGCGAGACGCGCGCCUUGCACGACGCUUUCAUGGCCGCGCCGGACGUACGCGCGAUGCAGUCGAUCAUGUCAGCUGCGCCGAGCGCCUCUCUUCCUCGAGAAGCACACGACGUGCAUAGGGAUGCAGAAGAAUCGACGGGGUGCUCCCGCUGA
Messenger RNA from Malassezia restricta, 1059 nucleotides. Its product is annotated as tRNA-dihydrouridine synthase 1. The record is from RefSeq and is a predicted model, not a curated record. The transcript has a single exon. NCBI's taxonomy places the organism in Eukaryota, Fungi, Basidiomycota, Malasseziomycetes, Malasseziales, Malasseziaceae. Gene Ontology annotation, biological process: tRNA processing. The coding region runs from base 1 to 1059 and encodes 352 amino acids. Gene Ontology annotation, molecular function: tRNA dihydrouridine synthase activity; flavin adenine dinucleotide binding.